This is a messenger RNA of Perognathus longimembris pacificus (Pacific pocket mouse), 3030 nucleotides long. It is a transcript of the gene Slc38a1, whose product is annotated as solute carrier family 38 member 1. NCBI's taxonomy places the organism in Eukaryota, Metazoa, Chordata, Mammalia, Rodentia, Heteromyidae. The transcript is spliced from 16 exons. Gene Ontology annotation, biological process: L-glutamine transport; amino acid transmembrane transport. Gene Ontology annotation, molecular function: L-glutamine transmembrane transporter activity. The record is from RefSeq and is a predicted model, not a curated record. The coding region runs from base 265 to 1713 and encodes 482 amino acids.
UUUUAACUGUACACAUUUUAAAAAUUUGAGACUCAUUCUUUUAUUUUACAGAUAUUUACUGAGUGUCUAUUGAGUGCCAGGCACCAUAUCUAUGUUCAGUGAAAAACCCUGUGAGGUCAACAGAGGACCUUAUACCCAGUGACCAUCUUUGCUUGUGGAAAUAACAGUGGUAUCAAUCACAUAUAUUUGCUGCUAUUUGCUUCUAAACCCACUCAGAACGGGAACAAUUUGGACUCACUUGCUGGCUACAGAAACCCUGUCACCAUGAUGCAUUUCAAAAGUGGACUUGAGUUAACUGAGUUACAAAACAUGACUGUACCAGAAGAUGAUAAUGUUAGCAAUGAUUCCAAUGAUUUCACUGAAGUAGAAAAUGGUCAGAUAAAUAGCAAGUUUAUUUCUGAUCGGGAAAGUAGAAGAAGUCUCACAAACAGCCAUUUGGAAAAAAAGAAAUGUGAUGAAUAUAUUCCAGGAACAACCUCCUUAGGAAUGUCUGUUUUUAACCUAAGCAAUGCCAUUAUGGGCAGUGGGAUUCUGGGACUUGCAUUUGCCCUGGCCAAUACUGGAAUCCUUCUUUUUCUGAUCCUAUUGGUUUCGGUGACAUUGCUGUCUAUAUAUUCAAUAAACCUCCUACUGAUCUGCUCCAAGGAAACAGGUUGCAUGGUUUAUGAAAAACUGGGUGAGCAAGUCUUUGGUACCACAGGGAAGUUUGUGAUCUUCGGAGCUACAUCUCUCCAGAACACUGGAGCAAUGCUGAGCUAUCUCUUCAUAGUAAAAAAUGAACUUCCUUCAGCCAUCAAGUUCCUCAUGGGAAAAGAAGAGGAAUUUCCAGCCUGGUAUGUGGAUGGACGGGUGCUGGUGGUGGCGGUGACCUUCGGCAUAAUUCUCCCUCUGUGUCUCUUGAAGAACUUAGGUUAUCUUGGCUAUACCAGUGGAUUUUCCUUGAGCUGUAUGGUGUUUUUCCUAAUAGUGGUAAUCUACAAGAAAUUUCAAAUUCCCUGCAUUACUGCAGCCCUCAAUGCAACAAGUCUUAAUUCAACAAACAGUGAUAUGUGUACACCAAAAUACGUCACCUUCAAUUCUAAGACUGUGUAUGCUUUACCAACCAUUGCCUUUGCAUUUGUAUGUCACCCCUCGGUCCUGCCAAUCUACAGCGAGCUGAAAGAUCGAUCACAGAAAAAAAUGCAGAUGGUGGCAAAUAUCUCCUUUUUCGCCAUGUUUCUGAUGUACUUCUUGACGGCCAUUUUUGGAUACUUGACUUUCUAUGGAGCUGUGCAGUCAGACCUCCUUCACAAGUACCAGAGCAGAGACAACGACAUUCUCAUCCUGACAGUGCGGCUGGCUGUCAUUGUCGCUGUUAUCCUCACAGUGCCGGUGUUGUUUUUCACAGUUCGUUCAUCCUUGUUUGAAUUGGCUAAGAAAACGAAAUUUAACUUAUGUCGCCAUGUCUUGGUUACAUUUUUCCUCUUGGUGAUCAUCAACUUGCUGGUGAUCUUUAUCCCCUCCAUGAAGGAUAUCUUUGGAGUUGUAGGUGUUACCUCUGCUAAUAUGCUUAUUUUCAUCCUUCCUUCAUCUCUUUAUUUAAAAAUCACAAAUCAGGAUGGAGAUAAAGGCACACAAAGAAUUUGGGCUGCCCUCUUUUUGGGACUGGGGGUACUGUUUUCCUUGGUCAGCAUUCCUCUGGUCAUCUACGACUGGGCCUGCUCGUCAGGUUAGCAAUGAAGGCUACUAAAACCAACCCAGGAAAGAAAAGCUUCCGGACCCCAACGCUCAUCAACCUGUCAAUCAUCAGCAAUACCCACCCCUCCACUUCCUUUCAAGUUUACAGAAGCAAACAGAAAUGUAUAAGAUGCUGAAAAAUGGAACAACACUGGUGGCACACAGAGGCCCUUUUCUCUGGUGCUUCCUAGUCCUCUCAGACUUGAGGUCUAUGUGUGGAUUGUGCAUAUUUUUCCCUCCAGAUUUCAUGCAAAUUUUUUAAAAUUUAUUUUUGUUGUUAUUAUAAAGGUGAUGUACAGAGUGGUUACAGUUUCAUAAGUCAGGUAAUGAGUGCAUUUCUUAUUUUUGACAAUGUACAUUUCUCCCCCCCACCACAAUACUUUCAUAAUCAAUUAUUUUUUACUUUCCUAACUCAGUGUUUGGUGGCUUCACGGUCUCUUUUAGAAAUAUGAAAAUGUGAUCAUCUGCCAUGUUCCUUUAUUACUCACCCACUUCUGAAAUGAUAUUCUUACUAAUAUUUGGCUCACACUAUCUGUACCUUUUUAGAAGAGAAAAUAAUAUUGAAUUGUAUAUAUUUUAUUUUGCUUUACAGGAAAAAAUGAAUAUUGUCUCAUACAUAAUUUGCCUAUUUUUGGUUAACACAGCACACAAGGAUAAUUGUGGGACAGUCCUAGCGUCCAUUCCAUUGCUGGAUCUGAGCAUUCCUAAUAUUUGAGGCAGUUCUCAUCACUGGAUAGAAAAAGGGUCUGAAUACUACCUUAGUAAAGAGAUUUAGCUACACAUUUGGACCAUCUAGCUAAUGAAGUUUUGUUUUUCUCUUGGCAUCCUCGGUCAAAGUUACUCUAGUCUGAGUUAACUUCAACUUGAGAAGAAUUGGGAACCCUACAAUGAAAAAUUGUCCAAAAUACCUAUGAAAAUAGUCCUCAAUACAGCCUGCUCUCAACUGUCCACGUGUUGUUGGAACAGGAAGUGUUUUAUUAGAUGAACAGCCUAGCAUUGAACCUUGGCCACCUGCUUUAUGCAACAGAGAAGAAUGUGCAUCUGAACUAAGAAUGAGCUAGGCUAAAUCAUUCCUGUUUUAUAUUGGGUACUUUAAGGGAAUCUUAAAAAAAAAAAAAGACUUUUCUAUCUAUAAAUCUAGGUUAGUACAAAUAUAUAAGAUUUUGUACCUUCGAUAAGCCUCAUUUAUAUUUUCUCUGUUAACUCUCCAUCUAGUCUUGAUAAUAACUCUCCAAAGGUAGUCUUUGUGAGGAGAAUGACUCUCUCUCUCUCUCUCUCUCUCUCUCUCUCUCUCUCUCUCUCUCUCUCUCUCUC